Messenger RNA from Aricia agestis (brown argus), 1965 nucleotides. RefSeq lists its product as uncharacterized. The coding region runs from base 75 to 833 and encodes 252 amino acids. The record is from RefSeq and is a predicted model, not a curated record. NCBI's taxonomy places the organism in Eukaryota, Metazoa, Arthropoda, Insecta, Lepidoptera, Lycaenidae. The transcript is spliced from 2 exons. Gene Ontology annotation, cellular component: transcription regulator complex; nucleus. Gene Ontology annotation, biological process: regulation of transcription by RNA polymerase II.
CCAAACAAUAAUAUUAUGAACCGUGUUUUAUUCCCAAAUUCUACUUAAUCUAAAUAAAUAGACUCACAUUCAGGAUGGGCGACGAUAUUUUAAUUUCUUUAGUGGAAAGAUAUGAAGAACUUUACAAUCUAAAACAUCGACAUUAUCAUAACCAAAAGAGAAGAGACAUUAUUUGGGACGAGAUUGGUACCAAAAUGAAUGAAAGUGGUUACACCUGCAGAGAGCGCUGGACCAAGUUAAGAGAAAAUCACCGGAAAGCAUUGCAGUUGCGCAGAACGAAGAGUGGUCAAGCGGCUUCUAAAAUGAAACCGCCAAAAUAUAACAAAGAAUUAAGUUUCUUGGUGCCACAUCUGCAAGAUGACAAAAAUCGUAGUACAAAUAAACAAAAAUAUGAUUUAAGUCUUGAUCAUACAACAGAGCACUCCAGUGUAAAUAGCCCAUUGUCUCCUCAGUCUCAGUCUUCUUUCCAGUGUGAAUCACUCGAUUAUCAGGAUUGUUCAGCCCAAAUAACUACCAGACAUGGAAGAUCGAGAAAUUUUGAUUCAGACCCAUCAACUGCAUCAGUAUUGAAAGAAUAUUUGGAACGCAGAGACACCAAUAUUUCUGAUUCAGAUGAAAAAGAUCCUCUGAUAGGAUUUUUUAUUAAUAUGGGAAGAACUGUAAGGGGUUUUCCUAUUGAAGAACAAAUAAAAUUAAAAAAUAAAAUUUUUUUAUUGGUAAAUAACACUGAAUUAAAGAUGGCAAUGCAAGCAACUGCUCGUGAAACUGAGCAGACUACUGAUAUACUAUCCCAGCCUCUAAAAAUUGAAGACAUGAGUGAAAGAACAGAAUAAGUAACAUUUUGUAACAUACGGACAUUCUAUAAAUCUUUGUCAAACGCAUAUCUACGGUGUUCAUUUAAUCAUGCCACGUAGACACUUGACUAGGAACGAAAUGUUAAUCAUGCCCAUGAUUCAAGCUGGUGCUACCCAAACUAAGGUUUCUGAAGCCAUGAGGAUCAGUCAGAGCGUUAUAUCUAGGCUUUGGUCAUGUUAUCGUGUCACGGGGGAAAUUCAAAUUAAUUUAUUUUUGCGUAUGAUUGUUACAAUAAACACUUGUAGUGGUGGAACGGUACCGAGGACCUCAGCGCAUAACACAAAUGUACAGGAACGAUUCAUAGUAAAUGCUGCACGAAGUCAAACAAAUGUAACGGCGAUGCAAUUGAUUCAAAGACUACGGAGAGAGUAUGGUUUGCUGGUAAGCAGUCAAACUUUGAGAAGACGACUGCAUGAAGUCAAGUCCACUUUGGGUAUCAGCGCUAAGGAGAGGCAAUCGUGGAAGAAGAUUACAAUGGGCUAUUGCACACGAAAACUGGAACCAUUCUGAAUGGUCACUUGUGCUUUUCACUAAUGAAUCCAGGUUUAGAUUUCAUCCUGAUUCGUGCAGAUUACGCGUUUGGAGAGAACCUAGAUAGUGGACGUUGGAAUCGACUGCAGCACCCACAAGUUCAUGCAUAUCAAGGUGGCAUGAUUAAGGUUUGGGCAGGUAUAUCGACUCGGCGGUAGAACGGACCUUGUUUGGAUACAAGGCAAUAUGACUGCUCUAAAAUACCGAGAUGAGGUGCUAGAGCCUGUAAUCUUGCCCCACAGACAGCAAAUGGGACAAAAUUUCCAGCUUAUGCACGACAAAUGUCCACAUACGGCGCGUAUUACAAGUUAGUUACAACAGCAUGAUAUCCAUGCUUUAGACUGGCCUGCAAAAUCCUCUGUCUUAAAUCCUAUUGAGCAUGCCUGGGAUAUGCUUCAGAGAAGAGCUCUUAGGAAUUUCCCUGAAGAUAUGAAAACCAGCUUUUCUUGCAUCUUAGUAGGAGUUGGGACAGUAUUCCACAACAGGAUAUUGACACCCUUGUUUUGAGUAUGCAGAACCGCUGCAGAUGUGUCAAGAGGUGGAUCCACGGAUUAUAUUUAUUAUCAGAUUAGAUGCUAU